Molecule: messenger RNA, 564 nt
Organism: Adineta steineri
Lineage: Eukaryota; Metazoa; Rotifera; Eurotatoria; Adinetida; Adinetidae
Source: the annotation of a GenBank genome assembly
AUGGAUAAAUUUAGAAAUGUACAAAAUGGCAAUUCUAAUAUUAAUCCAGUUGUUUUGUCUACAUCAGGCAUUGCAACCUGCAUGUCAACAGUUAUUGAACUAGAAAAUACAGUUUUCAUUUGUCAUAUUGAAUCAAGUGACUUUAUUGCAUCAGAUACAUGCUCGAUAAUUGAUGCUCAUGCAUUUUUUAAUGGCAAUAUUCAAGAAAGAUUAAAUGAUAACCAAUGUAUCAAAUUAAAAAACGAAAUUGAUCGAAUACGUGAAGAUUCGUCAAUUACUGCAAAUGGAAAUCGAACAGCUCCAUUUGAUCAUUUUUAUUUAUUUAUUAAUUCAAUUAAAAUGAAUUUAAUUGAGUUUAAUAUAAAACCAAAAACACCACAUGGUACAAAUAAAAGACCCUGGGAUAAUGACAAUCCAAACGAUUAUAUAAUGGAUUGCACAGUAAUAUAUGAUCGUUCGCGUAGUCCUCAUAUUUUUGCUGUUUAUCAAUUUGGUGGUCAAGAACAUCAAGUGGAAUGCAUUCGACGUCAUUCAUUAUUAUUAGGAAUUUAUGUUUUUGCCUAG